AAUAAAGUUUUUAUUUUAAUAACCUUAUUUCAGCAAUAUAAAUUAUAUUUAAAAUGUAAACAACUAAAUUGUUUUCAUUUAUAAAAUUGAAAAAUAGAUUUAAGCCGGCUCUUAUAAUAAAAUUGUAUAAUAUAUAAAUAUUGUGGGCAAGAGUGUAUUAGUUAUAAGUGAAAUGGAAAACAAUGUUGUACAUAACUUGCGUGAAUGGGCACCUUUAACAGUUCUGGAAAAAAUUCCUACAAGCGUAUUGCACGGUUUUUUUCCCAAUGAUUUGAACAUUACUUGCAUAGAUGCAAUUUCAGAAUUUCUGGCACUAGGCACUGAUGAUGGUUUAAUUUUUUGGUAUAAUCGAAAUAAUUCGGAAUUUCAAAGAUUGCGAAUAGAAGUUUCCUCGCCUAUUACAUGCAUAAAAAUUGUAUCUUCAGUUGAAUAUAUGAUAGCUUCUGGAACCCGAAACGAUCAAGUCACAAUUUUCCAAAUACAAAAGGAAAUUCCUCCAGACUUGAAAUUGUCUGCUCCUAUAGCUAGAUCAAAACCUAUUCAAAGAUAUACAGUUAAAGAUUUACACAAAGCAUCAAUUACAUGCUUGGAAUGGUCAAAAAACGGGAUGAAGUUGUUUUCAGCUGAUAAAAGUGGCAUUGUAGUUUUGACAGAAUUUGAUUACCAAAAUAAUGCCGCAAAAUCUACUGAAAUAUUAAAUGAACGAUAUAGCGUCAUUCAACUGAGUUUAUUUCAAUCUUAUUUAUUAGUUUCCACUCUUCAAAGAGCUGUCGUGUGUGAGGUGGACAGAUCAAAAAACAGUAGUGAAUGGCGGAUUUCACAAAUUGGUAAAACGGAUCGAAAAGCUUUAGGUGAAUUUGGUGCUGCCUUUAAGGUCGAAGACUUGAAGCCUCCAAACAUCAUAGCUUGCCGUCCUGGGUUUCGAUUUUGGUUAGCCAAUUGCGAGGGAAUCGUUGAAAAAACAUUUAUUUUUAAGGAUGCCCCAUUAAUAAGACCUACAUGGGAAAUUCCGCUUUUGAAUCCUAAUCGAAAAAGCACAAAUAUUCGUUUGAAAAAUUUUACACGAAUUUAUCCAUAUUUAAAAAAAUUUUUUAUUACCAAUGACGACGUUUCUCUAUAUAUUUUAAAUUUAGAAGAAUUGAAAAUUGAAGCAAUUGCAAGAAACUUUAGAAAUAUUGUAGAUUAUGCUAUUUGUGGUAACGAAAUAUUUGUGCUUGAAGGUGGUAGAAGUUUAAUUCGCCUAAGUAACAAACCAGAACCCCCAAAUCACAAAGCUACUAUCAUUUUUAACCCACUCCUUCCACCACCAAUUCCUCAUAUGGGUAUAUUUGAAGCUCCAAUUGAGUUCACCGAAGAUGAAAAUAUAAUAGGCGCAGAAGAAUGUUUUGAACUACCACCAAUGGAACCAAUAAAUUUAGACAUUCAAAUACAAACUCAUAUUAAUUCACCUGAUACUGAAACUAAAAAAUUAGUAGAAGAAAAUCACAAGAGAAUUGAAAUUUUACAAAAAAUAGGCCAGGAAGCUUUUGAAAAAGAAAUUCUUUUUCAGAGUGCAAAAAAGAAUAAAAUGAUUUCAAAUCAGAAAACGAAGAAAAGUAAAUUAAAUAACGCAGAAGGAAUAAUAGAAAUUGGUUGUACAGCUAUGGAAAUAUUUAAAAAAGAAGACCCUAAUUUAGCUACCUUAAUAAAUAAUUCUAAAAAAGAAGUUGUGGAAUACGAUGAGAAGCCAAAAGAAAAUUUAUGGUUUGACACAAUGACACAAAUAAACGAUGAUUAUAUAGAAAAUUUAAAAAGUGAACAAACCGCAAAUAGUAUUGAUGAAAUUUCAGAACUAGCUUUAGAAAAGCCAUUACUUCAAAGGGAUGAGCCUAAAUUACAGUUACCCCAGUGGCCACCACUAAAUUAUCCUAUUUCAACAUUAAAUAUGGAUCCGACAGUUUCUUCUGAUUGUUUAACAAAUGAAUCUGUAAGAUUGGUAACUGAAAAAAUUGAGUUAUUAGAAAAUGAACAUGAUAGUGAUGAAACAUCAGUAAAUAUAAAUAAUGAAUUGUCCUUGAUCCAGUCAGAUAAAAUUACUAGUACGCAAGACUUAAAGAUUGAUCAAAAUGUUCAAAUAACAAACCUAAACAAUUUACCAGCACAAUUAGGAGGAAGAGGUAACCUGGUAGAAAUUAACAAAGAUAUGCUUGAUGAUUUGAAAAUUCCCCCAAUUUUUAAUUCCCAAAAUGAAAACUUCCAAAAUCAGUUUGAUACAGGAGGUUCAGAUUCUAAUGGAUCGCAUAGUGAAUGGGAAUUUGUUAAUGAUGGUAAUAAGAAUGUUGAUUCUGGUGUUAAAAAUAUUAAUAAUUGAAAAUUUUGUUCAAUUAUAUACACAUGUAGAAAAGUUUAUGCUAUUUAAACUCUAUUAAAAUAUGCUAAUUUUUUAGAUUUUUUUUGUUUUUAUAAAAUAUUUGAAUUUCUCAUAGAAAAGCUUCUGGUAAUUUAAAUAAUAAUUAUUAAAAAAUAAAAAUAUUUUUCGUUAUAAGAUUUGUAGAUCACUAGAAUGUUAUGUAUAAUUAAUACUAUAUAUGCUAAAUGGAUUUUAGUAUACUAUUUAAAAGUAUGAUAUUGAUAAGUUAGGGCAUUUAAAGCAUUUUCUAAUUGCGUAUACAUAU
Messenger RNA from Condylostylus longicornis, 2654 nucleotides. RefSeq names its product WD repeat-containing protein CG11141. Lineage: Eukaryota; Metazoa; Arthropoda; Insecta; Diptera; Dolichopodidae. The record is from RefSeq and is a predicted model, not a curated record. The transcript is spliced from 5 exons. The coding region runs from base 173 to 2350 and encodes 725 amino acids. Gene Ontology annotation, molecular function: protein binding.